GAGCCGGUGGAUCUCGAGGCUCCCGCGUAUACCACCAAGGAGUGGGGAUCCAACGUGCUUCUGCAACUGGCGCCUCCCAAGGACGAGGCCGUGGCCAAGGAGUGGACUGCCGAGGUUCCCCUUCACCUACGCUAUCUCAAGCCGACUCCGACAGGCAAAGAAGAGGCAGGCAUCCCUUAUCCGGUGGUGUUCUGGGCGUGCGAAGGCAACAAAGAUGCUGCCUAUGCCGUCAGUCCGUUUGAUCGCGCUACUUUGGGUUACGACGGUCUGUUCGAACCGGGCACGACUUUUUGGCAUGUGAGCCCUAAGCCGGAGGCCGACGGCCGUCUUAUCAACAACAUCAGCGUGCCUGUGGUGACGGAGGGCGCGUCUCAGUGGGUGGGAAUUGGAACGGCGGUGGCCGUGGUGUUGGGCUUUGCCUGGGUCUUGUUGACGCUGGCGGGAGGAUACGCAAAGUCUGGACAUGGAGCUGUGGUGGCGAAGAAGGAGGAUGAGGGCAAGAAGGAGAAAUGAGAC
Molecule: messenger RNA, 516 nt
Organism: Trichoderma citrinoviride
Lineage: Eukaryota; Fungi; Ascomycota; Sordariomycetes; Hypocreales; Hypocreaceae
Product: PIG-X/PBN1 protein
Exons: 1
Biological process (GO): GPI anchor biosynthetic process; protein processing
Cellular component (GO): endoplasmic reticulum membrane; glycosylphosphatidylinositol-mannosyltransferase I complex
Molecular function (GO): mannosyltransferase activity
Source: RefSeq, a predicted model, not a curated record